Odontomachus brunneus is the source of this 3094-nucleotide messenger RNA. RefSeq names its product putative fatty acyl-CoA reductase CG5065. Gene Ontology annotation, biological process: long-chain fatty-acyl-CoA metabolic process. Bases 1068 to 2534 code for a protein of 488 amino acids. Gene Ontology annotation, molecular function: alcohol-forming very long-chain fatty acyl-CoA reductase (NADP+) activity. Lineage: Eukaryota; Metazoa; Arthropoda; Insecta; Hymenoptera; Formicidae. The record is from RefSeq and is a predicted model, not a curated record. Gene Ontology annotation, cellular component: peroxisome. The transcript is spliced from 11 exons.
GCUAUAAUUUAAAUUAGAAUAUCACACACAUACACAUAUUUACAUUUGAUCUUUAUAAUAUAUUUCUAUAUGAUGCACGUGCUUGUACAUAAUAUACGAGGUGAUCCUUACCACUUGCUGUAUGCAAUAGAGUUGAAAUUUAUUUCAUUAAUUUUCAAUUCAUUUCAUUGCCGGAAACAAAUAGAAACACCAUACAUGUAUAAGGACAUAUGAUAAGUUCUUGUCAUGUAUUUUUUUUUUAAUUCGUAUAGUGCAGAUAUUUAUCCAGUAACAUGGCUCGUAAUCAAUUAUGUAGAAGAUGUGAGUACGUUUAUCGCUUAUGUAAGAUACGAUUGACAUAAAUAGCCAAUGUGUAACACAUUAUAUCUUAUAUAUGACGUGCGUAAUACGUAAAUAUUAUAUAUAGCGUAUAUAUUUAGCACAGUUCUGUUAGCCUGACACCUCAAGACAUAAAAAGGCAUUACAUUUAUCAGAAUUACAAAACUUCGUACAUUGACUUCGGGAUUAGCUGAAGAAGCGUGCGACAUUGAAGUUUACGAUCGCAAAUUUAAUCUCAGUAAUAUGAUCGUCUAAGUAUUUCAGUCUUUCAUAUUAAAGUUCUGUAGACGCUGAUCCUCCUUAUUCAAGCGGUGAAUUACAUUGCAUACAUGUUGUCGUUUGCGUAGGUCAAUUUCCUUAUCGUAAAAUAAUGAACCACGUCGGAGAGAUUGUGGCGCUUCUUAUAGAAUAGUGCUCGGCAAGCGGUACAUUUUUUGAUCGAUUUGUCAGAGAUUCUCUCUCGCGUUGUUCUCCUUGCGUAGUUGCUCAAACGAUUCGUAGGCUGUUCGCGGUGUAACAAGACAAUAGGAACAACGCGAGUUGGAGCCUCCCAAAAAUCGGCCGUAAAGUGCAUCGAGCUCUGUUGUAGAACGUCUGUGAAAGGUAUCUUUGAGAUACUUUUCUCGAGCGGCUCUGAACGUUUGGACAACGUCGACCAAUAAAAUCGCAGCCAACAUUGAAAUCACGCGUAUUACUUCACGCAGCAUACCAGAAGGAGCAGACUAUUUCUUAAAACCAAUUAAUCUAAAAUGGUACAUUACGAGAACAACAACAUCAAGAUUCAGGAAACACCAAUACAAAUAUUCUACGCGAACCAGUCGAUCUUCAUUACAGGAGGAACUGGAUUCCUCGGGAAAGUCUUGAUUGAAAAAUUGCUGCGAAGUUGUCCUGACAUCUCUAAGGUAUACAUGAUGAUACGAUCGAAAAAAAACAACAGCGCUAUGAGCAGACUGGACGAAAUCUUCAGGAGUCCCCUGUUCGAUCGAGUAAGGGAGGAGAUGCCCAACUUUCGUGACAAAGUCGUGCCGCUCGUGCAGGUCGGUGAAUUGGACGAAAAGGACCUAGGACUUGAGAAAAAUGACAUAAACCUAUUAAUAAAUGAAGUAUCGAUAAUUUUCCACUUGGCGGCGGCUGUACGCUUCAAUGAAGACAUAAAAAUCGCUACAAAAAUAAACGUGUACGGCACCUGCGCUAUUUUGGAUCUGGCCAAACGUAUGCCGCACUUAAAGUCAUUCAUUCACGUGUCGACUAUAACUGCUAAUUGCUUCACCACAGUAACACACAUAGAAGAAUGUUUCUACAAAUAUCCCAUUGACCCUAAAGAAUUUAUUACACUAAUGCGAACGUCGUCGGAAAAUACGAUCGACCCGAAGAUAUUAAAAGCCGCCGCACAGUGGCCCAACACUUACUCAUUCACAAAAGCAAUCACGGAAGUGCUUAUUAGGGACAGCAGCGAGAGUUUGUCGAUCGGAAUAUUUCGGCCAUCCGCAGUGAUGAAUAUCGCCUGUGAACCGGUAGUGGGAUGGAUAGACAAGUAUCAUGGACCGAUGGGAAUAAUAGUUCCUUUCUCUAAAGGCGUAACAAGAUUUUUGAUGGGCGACACUGAUUGUUUGGCGAAUUUUAUACCUGUCGACAUCACCAUAAAUGCUCUAAUUGCCGCCGCGUGGAAUGUUUUUAAUCAACCGCAAAGGAAAGGCGACAAAAUGUUAAUUUAUAAUAAUGUAUCAACAAACGAUGCACCUUUGUUUUUUGGCGAUUAUGUCGCUCACGCACGACUAAACGCUCGAAAAUAUCCGGUGAAACACUGCUAUUGGCUACCAGUUCUUAUAUUGGUCAAAAAUAAGAUUAUAUAUACAAUAUGCAUUUGGUUCGGACACCUGUUACCCGCUUUAUUCAUCGAAAUCUUUCAAAAAUGGACAGGUGCUCGGCAAAGCAUAUGGAAAUUGUACGGUAUAAUUCACGAGUACAACAACAAGGCCAAUUACUUCUUGAUGAACAAUUGGACCCACGCCGAUGACAACAUUCAGGCGAUGUGGCGAAGCAUGAGCAAAAAUGACCAGUUUUUAUUCAACUUCAACAUGAAAGAUUUCGAUUGGUCGAAAUAUUUGGAAGAUCAUUUCAAAGGUAUGCGCCUUUACCUGCUUAAGGAUAAUUUGAGUACUUUGGAAGCCAGUCGUCUAAAAUGGAAGAGAUUUCAGAAAACCUCCAAUCUUUGAUGAUGCUUUCUUUAUUACCUUCACUCCUUCUGAUAUAACCCUGAAUAUUUAUUACCCUUUAAUGCAUCAAGCUAAGAAAAGUCAGGAAAUGACAGUUUCCGGAUAGUAACGUAAGAAAGUUGGCCGGAACUUAAAUAUGGCUUUGAGUGUCAUUAGACUUCGCUAGUCGUUUUGGAGUUAAUUCGAAUUGAAAUGUAUGGAAGCAUUGGCGAUUGUUAUGAAAUAUGAGUGUGUGAUGUAAGAAAGCGUUCUUAUUAUACAGUUUUACGUUUACGCUUAAAAUAAUAUGAAUUUCAGAUUGUACUGGAUACAUCAAGCGACAAAGACCGUACUUAUGUUCGUCUGCUUUAUGUUGGUCUGGAAGCUAUUUACACAAAUAUUAUUGUAAUUUAUUCUGUUUUUCUCUCUUCACGCGCAAAUAUCAAUUAGGUAUGACAAGCACACGUUAUACAAUUUCUGAGAUAUUUUAUCUAUAAAUUUUAUCAUGUUUAAUACUUUACUUAUAUAGUGUUUAUGAAAUUUACUAUAAAUAUACGGCAUUAAAAAAAAGAAUUAUAUAU